CCGCUCAGAUUCUCUGCCUCCCUCUCCGUCUCGCAGCUACUGCCGGCGACGCACCAACAAGCCGCCACUCCGCCUCCGACGCAGCCCCUCCUCCUUGCUGAAAUUUGCCUUCCCUUUCAACGAAUGUAUGAUUAGGGAAACCCCACAACCCUUUCAAGUGUAGGUAAACCCCGCUGGCAAAGGACCACAAGGAAGUAAACCGGCCUAGGUUACCCAUAGCUGACCGACUCAAACCAAGAGGGCAAGGAGUCAAACUCGUGGACUUGUGGUUACAAGGAUUGAAGGUUCUGAAUCGAUGAUUAUGUGAACAGGGAUUUAGGUUCUUUAAGGAAAUCUGAAAUCUAAUGGACUUCUCGGAGGAUUGGAAGUCCCUGUGGCCCAUAUCCUCUAUUUUCUCUCCUCCACUCCUCCUCCCCAACGAAGGAUCUUCCUCUUCCAAGCGGCGUCAUGUUGAGAAGAACCCUAUCGGACCUCUGAUUUUUAACCCAUGCCAGGAAACACUAACCCAACUCCUAAACUCCCCCUCUCUCGCCCCUCGACUCCCUCCUCCAUAUCCAGACCUUACCCUUCCGAGAUUUAUCUUAACUUCAAGCACAACCAACCAGUCUAUUGCCUCUACCAUUGCAUCAAACAUGGGGCCCCAGGUUUCUGACACCAUCCACAACUUCAAUGCUCUUCAAUUGCUUCGUUGCCCAAAAAUAAAAGCUAACGACAAUAACAUGCAUAAUACAGUUCUUGCUUUUUUCCCCACUGGAGAUAAUUAUGACCAGCUUGGGUUUACUAUGCUCAAUUUGAAUGAUUCUAAAUUGAAUGUCAAGAAAUUCAAGGAUGGGAAAGAUUUCGUUGUGCAUAGUCGCAAGUUGAAUCAUCGGAUUUUGAGAUUAUUGGUAAACCCUGUUACUGAUUUUGAUUGCUUUUAUUCUUCUUCCGGUAAUUAUUGUUAUUCAACUUUGAGUUAUACUUGUAUUGGGUAUAUCAUGGUUUGUACCAUGUAUUCUGUGCAUUGGUACAGUGUGAAGAUGCCUAAAGAGGUGGGAAGUAUAGUAUUAGAUUAUGCAGGCUAUGCUGGUGCUAAGCUGUUCCAGGGUUCUGCAGUUGUUCAUGCCUGUUGGAGUCCACAUUUGCAUGAAGAGUGUGUGGUGUUGCUGGAGAGUGGUAAACUAUUCUUGUUUGAUGUGAGUUAUUGGUUGAAAAAUGAGAGAUUGUUAAACAUAGAAGGAAAGAAAUUGAGUGUUUCCUUUGAUAAUUUGAAUGAAAAUGAGAGGUGGUUGAGUUGUGAAUUUAGUUGGCACCCAAGAGUUUUGGUUGUUGCUCAUUCUAGUACUGUUUUCCUUGUUGAUUUGAGGUUUGACAAGUGUGAAGUUUGCACUUUACUGAAGAUUGAGUUGUUUUCUGUGGGGAAAUUUGAUAGAUUUGUUGCCCUAUCUAGGUCAGAUUCCAGUGGGUUCUGUUUUGCUGCUGCUUCAAAUAAUUUGCUGCUACUUUGUGAUGUGAGAAAACCAUCCAUGCCAGUGUUGCAAUGGACCCAUAGUCUCCAAAAUCCAGAAUAUGUUACUGUUUUCCAAUUGUCUGAGUUAAGACCAAUCACAGAAGAUGAUAAUUUCAAGUGGGCAUCUGAAUCAGGCCACUGUAUUUUAUUGGGUUCAUUUUGGAAUUGUGGAUUUGUUCUUUUUUGCUAUGGACCAGAUAAUGAGAGAGGACCUGUUCUUUCUGAGAUUUCUACAGUCUGCAACUCACUCUAUUCGUGGGGACUCCCUUCAGAACUUUCUUUGUCUGGUCGUGAUUGUUUUUGCGGAAGUUGUCUCAUAAGAAGAGAUUGCCUGAAGGAUCUUCUUCCCGAUUGGAUUGAUUGGAAACAGAAGAAAGACAUUAUUUUGGGGUUUGGCAUUCUUGAAAAUGAUCUGCAUGUUCAAUGGGAUAAUUGUGAAAAAUCUGUUGGGUUUUCGCUUAUUAGGUUAAUGUCCUCUGGCAAACUAGAAGCACAAAGAUACUCUGCAGCAUGGGAAUUUGAUAAAAUUUUAGAAGCAGCUCACAAGGAGUCAACUUUUAGCAUUGAGGACAAUUUUUUGUAUGACAUAGGCAAUGGUGAGAAUAAGUUGCAAAAGAAACAUGAAUAUCUGAAAAUUGAGUUUCUCAAAGAGUAUUUGAAUGGUAAUGUUGCUAAAAUUGUCAGCAGGAGACAAAUAGAGCUUCAGAACUAUGCAGAGGAAAAUCAGUCAAAGUUCCAUCAAGAAAUAUGUGAGAAGUUGAAGAUUUGCGGCAUCACUGCGUUGAGAUCACCCCAAAUUAUUUCUGAUAUGCUCAAAGAUGCCAGAUUUCCUACUAGCAUUCAUGAGAUUUCUUUGAAAAGCAUUUGGGGCAGUUUGCCUAUGAAUCUCCUGGCGUUGGCUUUCUCUGCCUGUAAACUCUCUGAUCCUCACCUGAAGCAGAAGAGAGCUACUUCUAAUGUGGGUGAUAUUCUUGUUAAAAACCCAUUGCCUUUCCCCUUUGGGAAUACAUCAUCUUGCUCUGACAAGACAUCUGAAAAAGUGCAGCUUUCCAAUGCCCUUGUCAGUCCAGUUCUUCCUACUCAUAUUCUGAUUCUACUUCGUGACCAGCAAUUGGUUGAAAGGGAUAUUUUACCAGUUGAUGAUGAACUCCGACUCAAUUGUGAUAAAGUAAUGGAAGCAGUACAUGCAUUGCAAUCUUCUUCGCCCUACGGUGACAAUCCAGUUUCCCUUGCUGAUGAUACCGAUAGCAUGCCAAAUGCGGCUGAAAAACUGAAUGUUUUGGGUAUACACAGACCUACAUUUUCUUCUCCAGAUGUGGCACUAGAAAAAUCUGAAUAUAAGAUGUAUGAGACCUUUGUUUAUCAAAAACGUCAAGAGCCUAUCUCUGAUGCACAGGACAAGGUGACAGCAGUGGAGCUGUUUGAUGAGGGAUGCCCAUUACAGUUGAAGUUUGAUGGUUGUGAUUUUGACUUGACACCAACGGAGCUGGAUUUGUUUCAGCAGUUGAAGACGCAAGACUUAAAUUUUCAUAAAAGUUUUCAACCAUAUCAAGAAUAUUUAAUCAACUCAGAGAGAUUUCUCUAAUUUGUUUUGAUCUUUUUCUUUAGAUUCCCUUUUGGAGGGAGUUGUACAGCAAUUUUCUUAGAUUGUAACAUGUAAUUAACCACUUCACUUGAGCUAUGAUAGAAGUUCUCUACUGUCAA
Messenger RNA from Ipomoea triloba (trilobed morning glory), 3193 nucleotides. RefSeq lists its product as uncharacterized. Bases 345 to 3074 code for a protein of 909 amino acids. The transcript has 3 exons. The record is from RefSeq and is a predicted model, not a curated record. Lineage: Eukaryota; Viridiplantae; Streptophyta; Magnoliopsida; Solanales; Convolvulaceae. Gene Ontology annotation, biological process: transcription by RNA polymerase I. Gene Ontology annotation, cellular component: fibrillar center. Gene Ontology annotation, molecular function: RNA polymerase I core promoter sequence-specific DNA binding; protein binding.